AUGUCCAAAGGUCUACGAGCAAGCGAUCUCAGAAAGCCGCGAUUCUACUCGUAUGAGAUGUACGUGCCCACGAGGAAGCGGGUCCACGUAAAGGAAAACAAGUGGUCCGACCCCGCGACACAAGUGUGGCCACAGAACCUCUUUCUGUGCAAGUAUCUGGAAAUGCGAGCGGAGGGCAACGGCCUAGAAGCAUUCCAAGGAACUACUGUUCUGGAACUGGGGUCCGGUUGUGGACUGGUUGGGAUGGUAGCGGCGCUCCUAGGAGCCUCGGUGACAGUCUCUGACUUGGGAAAAGGACUUCCAUUGCUGCAACAUAACGUUGAGGCUUUCAGAGCGGAGUGGAAAAACCAAGUGCAGAUCGGCUGUGACGAUACUGCCACAAUGGAGUCAAGAUUCUCCCUGGAGGAGAGCGGAAGAGGCCCUCCUUUCAAUAUCGUCAUCUGCAGCGAUGUCUGGGCAGAGCGAGAACUUCGGCGUUCUUUCCUGCUCCUCCUUCUCAAGGCCGUGGCGGCUGACUCUGAGGUGCUGAUGUGCCACACGUGGCGCAAUCCAGACAGCAACAAAACCGGCCCUGGCUCGGCUGUGCAAGAGCAGAGGGAUCUUAUGACUCGCCUUUCACACAUUUUUGACGUGGAGGAGAUCGAGACAGAAGAUACGAUCAGGGCGUACUGUAGGCGAUUGCACGGCGGGUCCUACUUCCUUCGCAGUCAGAGCACCAUCGACAUUCAAGAGUCAUCCGACGCGGAAGGCCGCAUCACCAUACUACGCCUGACUUGUAGACAGGCGAUAAAAGACAAUCCUGCACUUCUAGAGGAGGAACUGAAGAGAGAGAUUGCUCUGCACCGACAGAGGUCAAACACCGACAAUAAACAAGACCAAGCGCGGCCUUCCAUCGCCUCAGCCGCUCAGCUGGUGGAGGCAAAGAAAAGCGACAGAAGCGUGGACUCUAGUCCAGCUGGGACAGCUCUCCCGCAACUGCCAACGCAGAAACGCUUGCUCUCAGUGACUUACAGCAGCGAUGACCCUACAAGGUCUGGACGUGGGCGUGUUCUCCGCCAGCGCGUGAGUUCCACGGUAAAGGCUCUGAGUGUGUCUUCGCGUGACAUAUCUACAAAAGGGGUACCCCCGACCGUGGCAGGCGGCCCUGGAGCGAAAAGGCCCGUAACUGCUUCAUCUCUUCGGACGAAGACCAGUAGACCUUCAAGCAGCGUUCGGAAGUCAGUGGGUGGGAGUGGAGACUCUCAGUCCGGAUCUUCCACAGCCCCCGCGAAAGAACCGCUGACAUCGCUCUCCACGUCCAGUGUUGGAGGGGAACUGGCCAUCGCAUGCGCGCCAUCACCACACCGCGCGGCGUCAAGGCAGCGAGCAGAACCUGACCGUGGAGAAACGAGGCUGCGACCUGCUUCAGGUGCUGGCUCCCCACAGCGACUCAUGCAGCGGACUCCAUCAGCAGCCUCUCGAGGGAUUCCUUCGAACGCAACGGGGCCCCAGCGCAAAGUCGAAGGAAGACCGCCAACUGCGGUCACCAGCACGGACGCCACGCUCGUACCCUUUGCAAACGACGCAACGACUAUCGCCAAGUCUCCAGUCGCUAGAAGAAGUCACCCACUUCCUCAAGGACGGCAAAUUACAGCUGCUGGAGCUCGAGGCAAAGCGAGUGCUGACACGAAUCUGCCUGGGCGUUCGCAUGUAGCAGCUGGCGGGGACAGCUUGGGUGCGGCCGCCGACCACCAGAGACCUUCCCCCUCCUCCGCAGCAAGUCGAUCUCUCUCAAUCGCUUCCCUCGCUCCAUCAACGGGGUCCGGAAGACGCUCAUCUGUGGACCGAUAUGCAGCUGCCCUAGCCCAAAAGUGCACAGCAGGCGCAGGCGAGCAGAAUGGGAUCGCCCCAACCGCGGUGCAAAGUCCGCUUGCGAUCCACCUGCCUCCGCGCAGUGGAUCGCCCUCCGCAGGACUGACUCCUGCGCAGCGCACGUCUGCGCUCGGUGCACCUGACGCGGAUACAGGACCGGAUUCGGCCUGUCAACUGCAAGGCGCGCAUGAUCUGCCUGCCACGGGAAUCGAGCACCGCUCAACCUCUAGCCGCAAGGUAUCAGGACAUCCUGCACUCGCGGCUCAAAAGCCAACCAAGACGGGACUCGUCGGCAGGCUGUCUUCGCUCCUCCGCCGCCCCGACAGAGCUGCAGCAGCCACAGGACGCGGAUUCGGUGACGGCGCUGGCGCGGCAGGCGUGGAGACUGACAAUGCAAAACUGAGGAGACGGAGCGCGAGCAGAACUGGGGGGCACCUAAAGAAACCUAGUAGCAGUACCAGUGCGCCGGCCAAGCCAUGA
This is a messenger RNA of Besnoitia besnoiti, 2331 nucleotides long. RefSeq lists its product as uncharacterized. The record is from RefSeq and is a predicted model, not a curated record. NCBI's taxonomy places the organism in Eukaryota, Apicomplexa, Conoidasida, Eucoccidiorida, Sarcocystidae. The transcript has 6 exons. The coding region runs from base 1 to 2331 and encodes 776 amino acids.